This is a messenger RNA of Pelobates cultripes (western spadefoot toad), 31159 nucleotides long. NCBI's taxonomy places the organism in Eukaryota, Metazoa, Chordata, Amphibia, Anura, Pelobatidae. The record is from the annotation of a GenBank genome assembly.
UCAGUUGUCGCGAGACUCGCGGUAAUAUGGCCGCUGCGUUCUGGGCUCCGCUGUGCUGAGGGGAAGCUAAGGGUCCCCCCUUCCCCCCCGUUACACGCCCCCCGCAUGUGCCGGCCCCUGCCGCCCUCGCUCCGUGUCGCCACCCGCCAGCCAUGACCGGAGAGAAGCUCCGCCCCCUGCGCCGGGGCCACAAGCCCAGUAAGGAGGAGGACCUGCUGGAGCCCGAGGAGGAGGCCACUGCCGGCGGCACCUUCCCCCGCCUGGGCAAAGGGGGCCACAAGCUGAGCCGGGCCCCUGCCAGUGACAACAAGUACCCGCUCCAUGAGGCCGUGUACAAAGGGGACAUCCGGCGGCUCUCUGCCCUGCUCCGGACACACAGCCUGGGGGACAAGGACAGCCACGGUGAGAGCCCAGGCUGGCCGAGAGUGCUGGGAGGGGGAAGGGGGGAACCAAUGGAUAAUGCUGGCUGAGAGUGCUAACCGGGGGGAACCAAUGGAUAAUGCUGGCCGAGAGUGCUAGGCAGGGGGGGAGGGGGAAACCAAUGGAUAAUGCUGGCCGAGGGUGCUAGGCGGGGGAACCAAUGGAUAAUGCUGGCCGAGAGUGCUAGGCGGGAGGGAACCAAUGGAUAAUGCUGGCCGAGAGUGCUAGGCGGGGUAACCAAUGGAUAAUGCUGGCCGAGAGUGCUAGGCAAAGGGGAGGGAACCAAUGGAUAAUGGUGGCUGAGGGUGCUAGGCGGGGGGGGGGGUAACUAAUGGAUAAUGGUGGCUGAGCGUGCUAGGCAGGGGGAAGGUGUGACCAAUGGAUAAUGGUGGCUGAGGGUGCUAGGAAGGGGGAAGGUUUGACAAAUGGAUAAUGGUGGCUGAGGGUGAUGGGGAGAGCUGUCGUCACAGGCAGGAAAUGUGUAACAAAAGGUUAGUGGUUGCUGAGAGUAAUGAAAAUAGCAGUUUCUUGACGACAGGGGGGGAGUUGUAACAAAUGCGUAAUGGUGGCCAAGAGUGAUGGGGAGAGCUGUGUAUCGACAUUGAGUCUGGCGGUGUAUUAUAAAGUGUGACGGUACAUGUGGUAUUACAUUGGAAGUGAGCUGCCCCUUCUUAUGCAUUAAAAUAUACGAAAUAAAAUCUUUAAAAAAACAAUUUUGUCAAGCAGCAGAAAGAACAUGCAAUUUAUUUUCUAAUAAGAUACCAGUGUUUAACUUCAUAUUUUUCUGUAAGUGCGAUUGGGUUCCAGUUCUUAUUUGUAUUUGUGGUUACUUAUUCUAAUCCAUGUAUUUACUGUAAAAUGGCUCUUUGCUCACCUGUCAGCUAGCCCAGAGAUAGCCAACCUUUGACAUGACAGCUGUUACUAUGACACUGGGACUGCUAAAGUAGCUGUUAUUGACUCUGACAGCAACUGUUGAGCUGUUUGAUAGUAUCUCUAUAUGUUCUGUGGAUGUCAUUGGAAGUUACAAUUUAUUUGUGAUGUUGGCUGGCUUUCAUGAGUGUUAUAAUCGGACAUCAAUUAAAGGGCAGUAAAUGGCCAUUAUUUCUGACAAGUCUCCUAUAUAGGUAAUUCUUGCCCUGGCAAUACUUAUUAGAAAUUCUUAUUAGAAAUUCAUUGUAGUUGUUGUUCAAUGUAAAACCUCUGUAGUUCUAUGUUAUUUAUUUAUUUCUAAAAUAAGUUACGAGGAAAUAUUUAUUUUUGCUGUUUGUUUCCACUCAUUAACAGACUGGAAACCCGAAUAAUACAUCACUAAUCCAAAGCUGACUCUUUGUGCUCUUGGAUAUACAUAUGUUUUAAGGUAUAGAAUGGGUGACCAAUGUUGCGCAAUGGUUUUAUAUCUAGUAAUACGGCUAAAUAAACAAUGAGUUAGUGCCACUCCUAGUCAGUGAUUCAUUUAUUUCCUGUUGCUAUGUGACAUCACAUUUGUCUGAUGCAUGUAAAUGUAUGUAAUUCCUUAGCCUGUCAAUGCCAUAGUUCUAAGUUGAAUAGAUUCAGUCGGAUUCAAAAGUCACUGGUAUUCACUAGCUGGUGUUGUGAUGGAGUAAUCUAUGAUAGAAAGAAAAAAAAAUGGCAAAAAUAAAUAAAUUUUUUAUGUAAGACCUUCCUGAAAAAUCAGGGGUCUAAAUAUGGUAAAAUGUUUGCCUCUGUGGCUUUUAAAACGCCUAUCAUGGUGGUACUUUAAUGAAAUGCUGGGUUGUGUUGUAUAAGACAUGGUAAGCAAACAAGCAAAUAUUUAGUGUGUUUUUUUUCUUUUUUUUUUUUUUAACACUUUGGUUAUUCCAGGUACCUCCAUGUGUUUCAUGUAAUGUGUAGGUUAGGGUAUGAGACCUGGUUGUGCUUUGUGGGGUUUUAAAUCAUCUGCAGUUAAAAAAAAUAAAAAAAAAUCAAACUGCUCCUUAAAGAAAUACUUUCUGUACCAUAACCAUUAUAGCCCGAAAGUUUCAUACAGUUUGAUAACUUACCUGGGUCCAUCGAGGUUCCCUGCAUCCAGUUUUCUCUAGCAGUGGUUAUGGUGCAAGGCAUGUUCCCUAGUUUUACCCUUUCUUCCAUUUCCUUCCUACUUGCAAUGACCUUUGAAUAAGAAUGAAACUAUACCCGUUAGGGAAACCUUGUUAUGCCUAUAAAAUGCUACUUUACUAUAUUGGGUUUGUGAGUCCUAUGGCCACAUUUUGUCAAUGUAUGCUUAAGGUGUACCUGCUAUGGUACACACAAAAGUCUUUAAAUAAGAGAAUAAACAAAUCCUUGCUAUAUUAUGUACAACCAGAUGCAUAGAUUUUCUUAGUGCUAUUUAACUAUAUGGUAACUUACAUGUCAAUCAAUUCUAGGGUUAUGUUGAAACUGAGUGGCAGGAUAAUCCUCCUCUAUUUGGUUCUCCUACUUUCACAUAAUCUAUAGAUUGUAUACCAUCAUAUUUUUAAAUUAAAAGCAAAUAAAAUUAUUCUUGCUAAAUUACAAUGUGCAGAUAUAUAAGAAAUAUUUUAUAGGCCGUCUUUACCAGGCUGACAACCGGAUUAAGCCAGGAAGCUGCUAAAUGUGUCUUUAGUUCCCCAUGUGUUGUCUGUGACCUGGCCCAAAAUGCGUUUUUUUUUUUUUUUUUUCAGAACAGAUACAGGAAGAUGCUGGAUGAGGUGCAGAUGUGCAUGUCCCUUGCAUCAGCCUGUAUUCUUUGGUGGACAUGCGUGUAAAUGUAUAAUUUUUUUUAAAUGUCUGGACAUUUUUAUCUAUUCGUCAUAAUUUAUUUUUUUUAUUUUUUUUCUAAUACAUACCUUUCUAAAGCAUUCCUCACAAUGGUGACCAUUGGUGGGCUGAGGCCCUCAGUCCAUCACUGGCACUAAAAACAUUUCAACACUAGUGCGGGACCAUAGGAGGUGGCAAAAGGGCCAAGCAUAUGGGGCUCUAAGACCUUCAUACUUAUAAUGACUUAAUUGAGGGGAAGUUGUUAUGGUGCCUGGAGUAAUUAUUUAAUAAAAUGCUGCAGCGUUUUAGGUCAAAUAGCUGAAAUGAAAGAACUCUGUUUAUCUUGUGCAGCUAUAUUAACCUACUUUUUUUUUUUUAUACUUUCAUUAGUUAUCAGUUGUUUCUGCUUUAAUGAAUAUACACCUAUUUAUGCGUUACAGUGAUAUCUAAAGAGAUUAAACAGUUUAGCAUACAUGAAUCAGUGUAUAUGUAGUAUGAUCAGGGGCACCUUUCUGUCUGUAUUCUUAUGUGUCUGGUCUUAAAUGAUUUGCAGUAUUGUUUCUUUGUGGUUUUUUUCCUUUUUUUUUUUUUUUUUUAUCUCCCUCCCCCACCCCCCCAUCUCAUUUAACCAUUAAUAUAGGUUUUAGUGCCUUCCAAACAUUGCCCGUAUAUAUACUCUGAUAGUCAUGUUUCAAUUUGAGAAUGAUUUGUUUAAAACAAAUCUGUAAAGCUUUGCAUUUCAUCGUGGUGCAUCAGGGAAAAAAAAAAGGUAAAACGUGUCUUGUAUCCUUAAAAUGUAUGAUGGGCUCUGGAACAGAAUGCAAGAGUGACCCAGUUCUCUGCUUAGUCCAUUUUUAACAGGAUGUGGUCAAGUCAAGCAUGAAAACAGCAGGACUAUCACAAUGUACCAAAUGUUCAAUCUGAGAUUCAUUGAACCAUUCUAUCUGCAAUUGUUUUGACUUUUACUUCCUGCUUUGAAGGUGGUCACUGCGUGUUGGAUCUUGGCCUGACUGAGUAAUGGGAACAGAAGCUGUUUUAUUGAGUAGAAUUCAGAUAAACAGCAGUUGGCUUAUUUUGUUCUGAGCAAUGAAUUUUUCAGAAAUGGCUCUUCGUUGAACAUAUUUUAGAUGUAUAACCUCUAUCUAGAUAUAAUUAUGUGGAGUGGAUUCCUUUAGCAAGUAUGAAUUGUUUGUGAGUUAUAUGUGACAGACCGACCUAUGAGCUGGUGUGUAUUUCGAUCAUUGUAUCUAUUCAUAUUAAUCAGUUGCAUGUUAAUUCCAAGGGCUGUGGAACAAUAUAUUCUUUUCUGAUACGGACUGAAAAUACAGCUCAUAUAAUCCUGUUAUGACAUGACUCAUGGACUGUAUUAAUGCAUUUACUUAUAUUUCAAUGGUGUUUAUUGCCCCCAUACGUUAUUUUUUUUUAGUUAUUAAUGUUUUUAUUCACAUUCCAUUCAAUAAGAGUGAAAUGGCUAUCAUAGAGCUAGUUCUAUUUUUAACCUUAUUCAAGCCUGUGUUUUAAUAAAUAACUCCCUUGUUCAGAGUGUUAAGAUGUACAGAGGGUUUAUUUAUUUUCUUAAUGGAAUGUUUGCUAUUUUUAAAUAUACAUUCUGGGCAUGUUUCAAAGGACAUACAAUAUUGCCACAAUUAUUUUUGACUAAUUAGUUUGGCUGCCAGUAAAUCCUUUGAGGAAAAGCACUUGUGGUGCUCCUUUUACAACAAAUUAAUAGCUUGGGAAACCACCUACUUAAAGACAUUCACUGUUUCAGCUUGCGUACCAAAAUGAUUUCACAUCUACUUUUCAGGAGGGGUUUUGGGGAAAUGUAUAAUUUUCUUAAAUUCUAACUAAUUCUAAUGAUUUACGUUUUUGCAAACUGCAUUCUGAAAGCUGCAUCUGUAAGAAUAUUUUUCAGCUUACACGUGCAUGUUCUGCUUUUAUUUAGCUCUAUAAAUGAGACCUAAAAAGAGCACAUACACAUAUGUACUGACUGACCUAGGUAAGCGACUGUAUUUCUGGUGCCUCCAACCUCCUAUACGUGGGGCAAUUUAUUACCGGGCAACACAGGAUACAUUUAAUUCGAAUGCAUUAUAACUUACUCUACAAGUAGCUAACUUAAUCUGAUUUGUAAAUACUAAUUUCACUGGGUUUUUCACUGUGUGUGUGUGUGUAUGUAUGUAUGUAUGUAUGUAUGUAUAUAAAAUAUAUAUAUAUAUAUAUAUAUAUAUAUAUAUAUAUAUAUAUACACACACACACACACACAAGCUUUCAUUCACAAAGCUGCUCAAGAGAAACCUUUUUUCUUUUAUUUUUAAUUUGAUCUAUUUUUUUUACUUUUUUCACCCCCCUUUUUUUUUUUUUUCAUCUAUUUCUGCUUUGACACACAAAAAAGGGGGAAAAAAUGUCUGAUCAGACUAUCAAUUGCUACCCAUCAUAAAUUAUUGAUCAAAUAUUGGUGGAUCCACCGGCCUGUAUAUGAACUACCAUUUACCAUUACUCAUAAAGUUAUAUUUAUAGGGUGUACAUAGGAUACGUUGUCCAUAUUUUGUCUAUAUAUUAUGAAUGUUUUCUAUUAACUAUUGUAUAAUGAAUUAACAGUGUGCACCAUUCUUUAUAUUUUGCAAUAGUGGUCCUCAUCUAUUUUUUUUUUUUUUUUUCUGUUUUCCAUUCGUGUACAAUAACUUUUUUUGUAUUUCAACAUAUUGAUUGUUUUCUUUUUGAUGCAUACUAUAUGCGAUUGAGUGUGGUAGUAACAGUGAUUUAUUUGUAUAUAUUAUUGAGGUCCUUAUGGGGGUUACCUCUCAUACCUGCACCACCCUUUGAGUGCAAACACAAUAAUUAUAAUUGAAUAAAAGUACCUAACACUAACUUUUACCAACACAACUUAAAGGACCAAUAUGGUGCCCCCACCCUCAUGGCCCCCCUGCCACCUGGCUGAAGUUGGAGAAAGGGGUUCAACACUUACCUUUCACCAGCGCCGGGCUCCCUCUUCGGCUGCGCAUGCGCAGCAAGAGCCGCGCGCGCAUUCAGUCAGUCCAUAGGAAAGCAUUCUCAAUGCUUUCCUAUGGACGCUGGCGUCCUCUCACUGUGAAAAUCACAGGCGGAAGCGCCUCUAGCGGCUGUCAAUGAGACAGCCACUGGAGGCUGGAUUAACCCAUAUGUAAACAUAGCAGUUUCCUAGAUGGACCAGGCACCCAGACCACUUCAUUAAGCUGAAGUGGUCUGGGUGCCCAUAGUGGUCCUUUAAAUGCGUUUGAUAGGUUUUAUAAUUCUAUUCAAGCUGUAAUUUUUUAUUUUUUUUGUCAGUUCAAAUCUAUUUAGCUUAGCAAAAAAUAAUAAAAAAAUGUUUGCAGCUUUCUGCAGUGCAACUCCACCCCUUGUCAUCAUUUUAUAACACUGGUACUAUAAAAGCUGCCCUGUCAUUAUUUUUUUUAAUUUGGUUUCCCUUUCCUUAUGUGAUUGAGGGAUCUGUAUAGAAGCAGAUUAGAUACAUUUUAAUUUUAGUGACAGACACAAUUUAAUCAUAGAACCUUAAAAAAAAAAAAAAAGCUACAAGCUAUUUUUUUUAUUUUUAUUUUUUUAAUAUUUUUUUUUUUAAUUUUACAAAUCUCAGCAGUCCUCUGCAUGGAGAUAGUACUACCUUGUCUCACAAUUUUGGGCCCUGUUCCUUGGUAUGAGAUGGCUUCUCUGUAAUAUGCUAAAUUAUGAUACAAUGCUUUUUAGGAAUACUCACACAUUAGCAAUAUUUGCCGGUAUUGCAAGAGCUGUUUUAUUUUUAGCCAAUCUAAUUCGAGAGAAUGACGCACACAUUGUAGGAGAUCCCUGUUAAAAUAUGCAUUUAUUUAUGGAACAUUUGUUGCUAAAUGACAGUCUUGUCAACUUGCAGCUUUUUUUUCCCCUUCCCUCCCACAUUUCCAAAUGCUACAAAAUUACAAUUAUUUAUCUAGUGCCAACUUAUUCCACAGCGAUAUACAAUCGGAAACGAGACAAAGAUUUAAUUCCAACAAAAUGUGUCACAUGCGAGAACAGUAGUUGGAGAGGGUCCUGCCCAGAUGACAAGAUAUAUAGUAAUGCAACAACAGUGUUGUAUAGUUCACAAUUAGGUCAGAUUGGCACAGUGUUCAGGAAAUUGAUAGGAAAAACAAUACUUGAAUUGGUAACAUGGUCAUGCUGCCCGAAAGAAUCACUUUUUGAUUGUGAUCAAUGAUAAUGAUAAAGCUGUCAAGCUAAUGAACCUGUUAUAGGGAAGGUAUUUGUGGAAAUGGGGGGACACUCCAUCUGGAUGCCCUGAAAACCCCAAGUAAAAAUCCAAACUGUUUUUGUCCCUAUAAAUUCUUGUGAAAAGGAUGAGGCUAGAGGAGAAAUGAAACAUGUUUCCCUCUCAGCUGGAGCCAGCACAUUUCGUUCUACUGUAAGUCUUGUAAGAAGACAGCAGUCUGUCCCCCGUGUAUAUAGUGAAAGUGUCAGCCAUGUUCCCUCUCGUGGGAAUCCAUAAAACUGGGUCUGUGGUUUGUGUAUUAAAAGUACUUGUCCUUUUGGUACCCACUGGAUUACUUGUAGGGUUAAUUGGUGCAAAGCAUUAUUGUGCCUUCUAGAGGCUCUAGGGUGACUGUGACCCCUCAUUAAUUGUGCCUUGCUUGAAAUAGGUCUAUGAAAUUCACCAGUAGGUAAUGGUAACAAUAAUGGGGUCUGUGAAUUUUAUUUUUCUUGGGCAGUUGGGUCAGUUUAAGGACUUUGCAAGUCUCCUGUGCCGGGGGUAACUUGCUCCUGGCACAAAAGUGCCAAUAUCUCAGUUUGAGCAAUUUUUCAUUCUGAAACACUGCCCAUGCACGAUUCCAACCACCACGACCACAUCUGAAUGCAGAAGUGAUCACGGUGGUUGGAGUAACACUUUAAAGGGACACUCCAACCUUAAACAUUUAAGCGUGCUGAAAUGUGUGAAUAGUGUCUUUUUUUUCUUUUUAUUUCUCUUUUGCUAAAAGUGCAGAUUUCAAUAGAAAUUUACACUCUUAUAAAGUAAUCUGGUUACACCCCCUGGCUGUUAAUCCAACAACAGGUCCAGUUACUUCCUGGUUUGUUUAGCUCCGUUGAACUAAAUUCAAGAAGCGGCAAUUGUCCAGAGCACCUGCCUUGCAAAGACUUAAUUUAGCUGCAUUGGGAAGUCUGCGAUUGGACAGCCACAGAAAAUCUGGGUGGUGGUAGAAGGGGAGGGCUUGCAAAGGCAGCAGACAAGAGAGAGGCCGGCUUUGCAAGAGGUUAUUAGAUAUAACCCCAAUGAAAAAAAAAAAAUCCAUAAUUAAAUGCAUGCAAGUUGGAAUUUUGGGUAUAUCUACUAAACAGUGAUUUUAUUUUUGUAUUUGGAUAGAGGAUUUUCAUUUUUAAGUAGAAGUCAAACAACUGACUUAUACUGGUAAUAGCUACAAGUGUUUUUUUUUUUCAAAUGGUAAAAACUUUGUAAAAUUUUUUUACUAUGUAUUGACAAUUUUAUGUCCACUAUAAAUGAGGGACAUCCGUUUUAGUUUGCAGUCAUUUUAUCAUAAUUGGUGUGGUUUCCGGUCUAUAAAAGCAUAAAUUGACACCAAUGGUUGCUCUCUAAAUUCUAAAUAUUGGUUUAUUCUGUAAACUCAGAAGCCCCCUUUGCCUAGGUCUUUGUACAGAUUGUGGAUGCUUAGUUAGAUGUGGACUUCAGUCAAGAAUGUAUGUCCUUUAUGCCAUAAAAAUCUAGUAUUUAGAAAACCUUUUCAUCUUAUGAAAGCUGUUUGAUUUACAAAGUGGAUCUUGCAAUUCACUAUAACUGUAAAUAACCAUGCUAUAAUUAUAGGCACCUAGAGCUUUCUAUAUUAUCUACCUUUUUGCAGCCAUGGAACUUUUUUGUUUUUAUGUUUUUGGUCAAUCUUUCUUUUAUUAAGGCAUUUGAUUUGAGUGGCACAGAAUAAAGAAAAGGAGUUGAACGAGAGAUGUACACCAUAUAGGGGUAUCACAACAUGGUUUUACAAACUUCCAGAUAUGAUUGCCUCAUUUUUUUGAAUAAUUAAGUAGGAUUUAAACAUGGUAAGCUAAUGAUCCAAGACUAUAAACAGUUAUGAAGUUUAAACAUUAAAGAAGAAACUGUCUCGGCUACAUGGUAGUUAGGCAUGUCUGUAAGCAGACGAGUUAGCUCUGUGAAGGUUUCCACUAGUUGCACAAGCAUAUGCUAAAAAGUGCACGCAGGCUACAGCACAUAAACUGGCCUGCUAUAUACUGCUAGUGGCCGGUGCAGCCUUUGCUAAACAAAACCUGUGCAUUUGAGCAGUGUAGAUUGCUUAAAGGGAUCCCCCUAAAGUAUGGGGGGAGCUAUGGGUACACCCACAGUCCCAUGCUGGAGGAUCGCCGUUUCCUCCCCCCAUGGGAUCUGCUGGGGGAGUAUACUGCAGAAACGGAGUCUGACCGAGGACCGGUAAGUAUGGCUCCAAACUGUUUUCAGAGGGCACCCCAGCUGUUAGUGGCAGGUAGGUACCCGUUUGAGUGAGUUUAGGGAAUAUCACCUUGUUUUGUAGCUGUUUACUUUGCAGGAUGUUCGAGGGAGCUCAUAUCAAACGCGUCAGUCGGCCUUAAUGGUUGGGCCCUGCAGCCAUGAAAUUUAAAAUCCUGUGUUUUAUUCACUAAACGAUAAUUUGUGGAGACUUGCCCAGGAAGUGCAGAGCUGCAAUAAAUUCUCGCAGUGCUUCUAGUUUGGUUAAUUUGACUUAAAAUCUGCAAUUUUCUCAUCUGUUUUUCACAAGUGUGAUUCUCAUAUAUAUUUUAAGUUAUUCUGUGCUGGUUUUAUUUCCCUUCUCUCUCUGCCAGUUUUCUGUAUUAACUGUUACUCUUGCUGAAAUAUUUAUAUAAAGUGCUAUUUAAAUUUUUAGCAGGAGAAAUUCCAUGCUAGAUGCCCCAGAUCUGUCACCGACUAUAACGAGACAACCUUUUUGCACACCUACUUUAUUUAUGAAUUUGAUUAUUGUAAUGAGAUUUUCUUCCAAGAGUGCAGAGCCGUUAAUUAGCUAUGUUAGUUCCUCGUUAUGUUUCGCCUUUGAUAAAACAGGCCAUGGGUAGGUUGAUCAAUCUGUGUAGAUGACUGAAAUAGCUGUUUAUGUCUGGAUUAUUUUGUCUAUUUCUGUACACACUGGCACCCAGCAGCUGAUCCUGUUCUUUACUGUUCUAUUAUAAAGACUUUUGUAAGAUCUCCUUUUGUAACGUUUGUCUGCUAGCUGUCAUUUCGAUCUGAAAUCUCACUGGGAGGUAGAAGAGUAGUAAGUUGCAAUGGGAGGGAGUAUGCUCAUUUAAGAAAAGUCUCUACUGAGAAUUUACACAAAGUAGGGGGAUGCUGUUCACUACUCCACAAUACUAAACAAAAAGUACACAACUGUUUUCCUGGCACUAGAGAAUCCUGGAGUACCCCUAUCCCAUGUUGCUGAAGGGGUUAACACCUUCUUCAGCUACUUACCUGAAUCCAGUGCCGAUAUCCCUCGGCGCUGGGUCAGGCUUCGUCCACGCUCCUCCCCUGCUGUCAGCUGGUGGGAGGGGCGGGGGGGAGACCUAAUGGCCUUGCGCGCGCUUUAGACCUCCCCAUAGGAAAGCAUUAUUCAGAUAACCGACCAAAGGUAGCCCUCUAGUGGCUGUCUUUUAGAGCAGACUUAGAGCUGCAAUCUCUGGAAAAGCGUCACAGCACCCAGACCAAUUCUGGUCUGGGUGCCUGGAUUGUCUGAUCUUUGUCCAUCUAGGGGAGACAAGAAUGAUACAACAUAGUGCAAAACUGUGUAACCCAGUAUGGUGUAAAUUUAGGUGACAAUUGGCCACUCACUCUACACCAUAUUGGGUUACACCAUGUUGCACUAUGUUGUAUCAUUCUUGUCUCCCCUAGCUGGACAAACCCUAUAUAUUGCAAUUAUACUGACUGAAGAUUUGAGGAGAUCUUUAGGUAACCCCAUGCUAGAAGGGAAGUUAAGUGUUGUAAUACAUGUACUUUAGCUCAUUUAAGAACUGUUAUCUUAAAAAUAAGUGCAAUUACACUUAUGCAAUUUAAUUGUGAUAUAUUGGGAAAGUUUCUGUUGGGUUGUUUUUUGUUUUUGUUUUUUUUAAUUAAUUUAUUUAUUUAUUUUUCUUAAGUGUCAGAUCUUUGCCAGUCCUUCUAAUCAGGUCUUCUGUAUCCCUUUAAGUAGGGACUUUCAGGAUUUUUUCCACAUAAGCCUGGGGUACUUGCACAUUAAAGUGGACUGUCACUUCCCAGGAUUUAUAAUCUUAUGUUUACUUAUCCCCAUAUUUAACAAAUAUGUAUUUAUGAGGUAUGAAAAUUUACAAUUAAAUGUAGAAAUCCAAACCUCCAUCUUUGCCCUGUGGGAAUGAUUCUUCUAAUGUCUGUCUUUUUGCUCUUGGCAGUCAAUACAGAGAGGGCAUUCAGGGAUGAGAAAUGAAAGGUUUUACUAAUAUCUAUUUGCGACGUUUGCCUUGUCCGAACUGAGUUAUGAUGUAAUUUGCUAAAUCUUUAGUAUACAUUACAAAGAGAACUGUGCAUCUUUAAAAAAAAAAAAAAAAAAAAAACAUAAUUUGCAUUAACUUUUUUUAAAAGUUUUAUUCGAUGGUGUACUUUGAAAGAGACCGUUCCCUUCUUAAAGAAUAGUACUCUUAAUAAACUUUGAAACGUUGGCACCCCAUGUUCUUAAAAUGUGAAUAAAAAUGCACCCUUUGUUUAUACUGCGUUUGUGCUUAUUUAUGCAGCAAGAAUUAUCGUUGGUACCGCAUUGGUUUCGGAGAUAUUGAGCAUUAAAUUUGCUCUUACUACCCAUUUUUCACCCCAUGUUGUUGAAUUUUAAAACCAAAUGCACCAUUCAUUUGUACUGCUUUGUGCCACAAAAAUGAAUUUUUGUAUGGAUUUGCUCUCUGUGAUAUUGUGAGUUUGAUCUGGUCAAACCCCUCCCACUUACCACCUUUCACUAUUUGUUUGUGCAGCAAAAAUUAGCUUUGUGCAUUUGGGUUUUGGAGAUGUUGCAAAUUAUAUUUGAUGGUACAUUUUAUUCACCUUUUUAAAAGCACGGGGUACCAACUUAACACAGCUCUCUCAAUCGGAAACCUUGCAAAUCUAUUGGUUUAAAAUGUAUUUAUAACCAGCUGUUGUGUUGCAAACUCUGACAGAUGUUGGCUAUCAUAGAUGUGUUAAUCGACAAUAAAGUAAUUCUUGGUUUCCAUUUAGGUAAUACACCAUUACAUCUUGCGGUGAUGCUGGGCAAUAAAGGUGAGUACUGCUUUUUUUUUUUUUUCUCCUUCUCUCUCCAGUUUGAUUUGAUCAAUAUUAUUUGCUAUAACGUGUGUGUGUGUGUGUGUGUGUGAGAGACAAGUGGAACUACAAUUUAAUAACUCCACCACUCUUGCUGUUGCCUUGAUGAUUAAAGCCAAAUAACAUGUUCCCGCUACCUUUCUGUGUGUUAAUGCAUAUAGAUCAAAAUUUUGUACUGGUCUCUUUGGCUUUAAAAAGUAUGAAAAUCCUUCUCUGUAUAUUAAAAUAAAAAAUAAAUGUAUGUUUUGCGUGUCAAAAAAGGCUUGCACUCAUACUGAAAUAAUGGUGCUUAAAGCGGCAUGGUCACCAUCUGGGGACUUUGUAGAAAGUGCAACGACCCCGCUACAAAGUGCUUUAGAGUUCAUUAAAGGGACUCUAUAGUUACCAAAACAACUUGGCUUAAUGAAGCAUUUUUUGUGUUUAGGUCAUGCCUCUGAAGUUUCACUGUUCAAUUGAAAACUCCCUCUGUCACCUGAUUCUCUGCGCUGGUUCAUUUCAUCAGCUGGCGGGAGGUCCUCAUGCAGUUGCGCAGAAAGCGCUUUACUCACAUUACAACUUCCACCAUAGGAAAGCAUUGUGUAAUGCUUUCCUUACAAGGUUUUGGGUGAUGCUGGAUGUCCUCAUGCCUAACGAUCUGGAAGUCCCUUGGUGGCUGUCUGGUAAAAAGCCACUAGAGGUGGAGUUAACCCUGCAAUGUUAAUUAUUGCAGUUUAUCAAAAAUGGCAAUAUUUACCAUUGCAGAGUUAAAGGACCACUAUAGGCACCCAGACCACUUCAGCUCAAUGAAGUGGUCUGGGUGCCAGGUCCAUCUAGGGUUAACCCUGCCUGCUGUAAACAUAGCAGUUUCAUAGAAACUGCUAUGUUUACCUAUGGGUUAAUCCAGCUUCUAGUGGCUGUCAUUGACAGCCGCUAGAGGCGCUUCUCACUGUGAUUUUCAAAUUGAGAAGAUGCAUUGAGAAUGCUUUCCUAUGGACUGACUGCGCGCGGCUCUUGCCACGCAUGCGCAAUCAGCCGAUGACGUUGGGAGGAGGAGAGUCCCCAGCGCCGAGGGAGCCUGGCGCUGGAGAAAGGUAAGUGUUUAACCCCUUACUCCAAUUUCAGCCCGGCGGGAGGGUGCCCCCACCCUCAGGGCACUCUAGUGGUCCUUUAAGGGAUUGCGGACAGUGCAUCCAGACCACGUCCAUUAACUAAAGUAGUCUGGGUGCCUAUAGUGUCCCUUUAAAUCACUUUUUGUUUAUGCAGCCCUAACCACAACUUCCCUGCCUGCGACUGACACAGCCUGUAUGAAAACAAGCUGGAUUCAUUUUGAUGUAACUUACUUUAAAAGGUUUUAUCUUCUGCUCUGUAAAUUUAACUUUAAUCACACACCUCAUGCUCCUGCAGGAUCUAGCAAGCUAUUAAAGGGAUACGAUAGUGGCAGGAAUACAAAGCUGUAUUCCUGACAUUAUAGGUCCUCGCCUGCCCCGGUGAAUAAAGAGUCAAAAACCCUUUAAUUGAUACCAGUGACAAUGUCCCUCGGCGCUGGGUCGCUGCUACGCCUCCUCCAUCACUUGUCAAGGGGACGCAAAAGUGCACGCGUGGCAAGUGUCGUACGAGCAUUAGGCUCUCCCCAUAGGAAAGCAUUAAAUCAAUGCAAAGCAUGAGGACGUCUAACACCAGUGAACCAAAAGUCCGGAAACAUACAAGAAAUGCCACUAGAGCCUGUCUUAGUGUUGCAAUGUAAACAUUGCAGUUUCUUUAAAACUGCAAUGUUUUACAUAGCUGCACUAAGUGCAAUAGGGACACUGUACCCAGACUUCAAUGAGCUCAGGUGGUCUGUGUGCCUAUAUUGUCCCUUUAACUGAGCAGGAGAUAAGAAAUUCUAAAUUAAACAGAAUUUGUAAUGAAGGACGUGUAAACAUUAGAUGACUCUACAGGAAGUGUUUAGGAAGAUUAUGUAAGUCACAUGCAGGGAGGUGUGGCUAUUGCAUAAACAAAGAGAUUAAACUUCUAAAUGGCAGAGCAAUUAGACUGCAGUGGCAUGAUCUAUACACUAAAGUUGUUUAAGUAUUAAAACAUAACCUUUAUUAAAUAAUUAAGGCUAAGUUUUAAUACUUAAAGUCGUGUGUGAUAUAUAUAUUAUAGUUAAAUUCAGAUUGGCAGUGACCAUUUUGUUAUUUUGCAGAAUGUGCUCAUCUUCUCUUGGCACAUAACGCUCCUGUGAAGGUGAAAAAUGCUCAGGGUUGGAGCCCUCUGGCAGAGGCUAUCAGCUAUGGAGACAGACAGAUGAGUAAGGGUCUUCUGUUUUAUAUAAUUUGCGAUUGAUGUUUCUGUUAUGUGCAACAAUCUCUUAUGAAAGUGUUCUGAUCAUAACGCAGUGUCUCGUUACUGGAAACUUAAUUUCACGUUUUUUGUUACUAUUGUUAGCACCAACCCAUAAACUGUGUAUUCACUGAAUACGUAUUUUUUCCCUCUUUUGCACACGGAGUAGGAUUCUGGAGUGUCAGGUGCUAUUCAAGUACUUUUAAAUUAAAAGGAAACUCUAGCCACCAUAACUACAAUAACUUGUUAUACUACAGUUUGUUUACUGCUUAGUCUCUUUUUCAGUUUUUAUCAUAAGCUUUUUGCAAUAAGAGAUUUAUUGGCACCCCCCGUUCCCCCAUGAUCAAGAAGAAGAGGGAAUAAAGAUACAUGUGUAAUGUGGUAAAAAUUAAGAUAUAUCACGGAUUACAUCAUGGGAACACUUGAGUUCUGCAGGUUCUGUCAUGCUAGGAACAUUUUAAAUGCUGCAGCAUUUAGUUUUAUACUUGCCUUUGCUGAAUGGGAGAGGAAUGAGGUCACUUUCAAAGAAGUCUGUUACAAUUUCUCGCAGUACAGUGUGAGCUCACAGGUCCGAAACUCCCUGCUGACUUUGUGGCACUAUGCUCACUGACCUGUUUUACUCGUAGACUAUUCGAAGUCUGAAUAUUAUCCAGAAGUAGGAUCCUGUAUAUUAUAUUGGGUGUGGUUUUUGUAGCCAUUUAAAUUUAUGCCAUGGUGGAACCUUAGGAAGUAUGUAUUCAACCAGGCUUUCUAACUUUGAUUGUAAUUUAACAAUUUUAGAAAUGUGACAUACAAUUCUGGAUUCAGCAGAAUUCACCAGUUUUUGAUUACAAAAAUAAAUUCUUAGAGCAUUGUAUUGUAUUGUCUCAUUUUCUACAAAAAUAAAGGUUUGUUUUUUUUCGUUGUAAUUGGCUGUCACAUAUUCCAAUAAUACUUUUUAGCGAUAAUGUAACAUUUUAUUUCAGUUACAGCACUGCUCCGAAAGCUAAAGCAGCAGUCCAGGGAGAGUGUGGAAGAAAAGAGACCUCGUCUAUUAAAUGCUCUGAAAGAGGUAAUAUCUAGCAAUGUAUUUUUGGGUGCUCAAAAGUUCAAUCGGAACAUGUUCCACCUUUGCAUAUGGAAAUUUUUAAUUUAAUUUUAUUUCACAUUGAGAGUAUAUGUGUGGGGUUUUUAACCCUUGGCCUGCUGGUUGUGACCAAUUUUUUAAAAAAAAUUUUUAAAUUUCCACAUGAUUUAGAUCUGGGCUCACAAUUUUCAGUUCUAGCCUACUAGACUGGAAUAAACGUUACUGGACAAUGGAAUCCUUCAAUGGUCCAUAGCACCAAGGGGUGAAUUGUUACUCACCAGGCCAGGAUUUUUACUUGUCAGUAGCUAGUGGGCAAGUAGUGAGCCUUGAUUUAGAUUGUGGAGUCUGAUCAUCAAAAUAAUGAAUAAUGGCAAGCUACCUUCUGUCGUGCUUUUAUUUAAGAUUGUAUCUUAUAUUUUGCUUUUUAUGCAGCUGGGAGAUUUUUACCUGGAGCUUCAUUGGGAUUUUCAGAGCUGGGGUAAGUGACAUGUUGAGCUGAUUCUCAAUAACUUCUCACACUGUGAAUCUGUAAAUGGACUUUACAGAUCCCCAUGUCAAUUGAAGAUCUGGUUAAUAUUCCAGAUUGAGACUUCCUCUAUAAAUAAAUGAUCACUCUUGCUGUAUUAAAUUGUCCUACUUCUAAAGCACGCUCUGUUUUUUUAAUUAUUUAUUUCAAUUAAUUUUGUAAGUUUCCAUUUAAGGUCUUUUUUUUUUAUUUUUUUUAUUUUUUUUUCUCUAAGGCUUCAUUUAUUUCUGUUUUACCUGGCAUUAAAUAAUGAAGUAUUGAAUCUUAUAUUCUCAUGUAUUCACUACGCAGUGCCUUUACUUUCCCGAAUCCUGCCUUCUGAUGCAUGCAAGAUCUAUAAACAAGGUAUAAAUAUCAGGUGGGUGUCCAGCUUUUCACUACUGAGAGGAAAAAUGGAAUAACAAUUGAGGGCUCUUGUUAUGUGUUCAUUGAUCAUUUCCUUUUUUGGAGCGCGCAUGUUUAAUUGGAAGGGUGAAAGUUAACUUUUUUUUUUUUUUCACAAACUCUUCAUGGAAGGAUGUUGGGCAACCAAGGGAUGCCAUUAUUUUUGUUGCGCUGGUUCGACUGGAAUCUUAAAUUCACUGCAGAAAUUCCCACAUCCCUUCCCUGUUCUUAAAGUACAGUUACAAAAACAAAUUAGUUUUUAUUUGCACUUAAAGUAGACAUGCCUUCCUCAAAAUGUUUAGCUAUAUAUUUUGUCUAUACAUGUUGCCUCCUUCUCAUGUAAAAUAGCAGGCAGAUGGCCAUGACAUCACGCAGCCAACCAACACAAAAUAACAUGUGUGGAAUCUAUCAAUACCACAAUGGUUUUGCAUGCAAUUAACCUUUAAAGCACCAGUAGUGUUCGGGGUUGGCUGAAGGUAAAUGUCAUAUAUUUGAUGUCAGUACUUGCCAUAGAGACAAAGUUUGAGGGUCCAAUAGACUCUUUGAAUUUAUAUGUAUAUCAUGAUUUUUUUUCUUUUUUUUUUUUUUUAUAUGUCCGUUGUACUUGCAGCAUCAUUUUGUUCUUUCUCUUUUAAAGAGACCCUAUAGUCACUAGAACAACUACAACUUAAUGUAGUUGUUCUGGGGAGUAUAGUAAGUCCCUGCAGGCAUUAGGUUGUAAACACAGUCUUUUCAGAAAAAAGGCGGUGUUUAUAUUAAAGACUAGGGACGCCUCCAGUGGCCUCUGACGUUCAGCGUCUCCAUGCUCUGCAUGGCGCUGCUUAACACUCCCCAAAGAGAUGCAUUGAUUUAAUGCAUUUCUAUGAGGAGAUACUGAUUGGCCAGGGUGGCGUUUGGGUCCGCCCCUGGCCCGCCUCCUUGACGAUUUGUGAGAAAGUAUUGUAUUGGCUAAGAUCAUCAAUUCUGAAGUGAGCCAAAGAGGCAGAUCGGGAGCAAGCCAACUAAAUGCUGGUUUUAGCACUAUAUGGUCAGGAAAGAUGUUUGUAUUCCUGACCCUAUAGUGAUCCUUUAAACAUUUUUAUCGGUACAUGGUAUUUAUGAAGAGGCCUUGUGUGUGGCUGCAUUUUUGCUUCUUCAUCCACUGCAGGUCCCAUCUUUGAAGUUAACCUCAUGCUUUUGGAAAAUGUCUUUUAAUCUUUACUUUUGCUGCCAAUUUUUACAAAUUGUUUACAUUGUUACAAAAUCUAUUUGAAACCCACAUCCCUGACAAAUAUCCACUUUAAACCGUUUGACAUGUGUAUUGAUCAGGGAGUUGUGCUUUCUUUUCCAGAUUGGACACCACGCUUAUAGACUUCACUGACAUGAAGUGCCAACGAGGGGAUCUUAGUUUCAUAUUUAAUGGUGAUGCUGCUCCUUCUGAAUCCUUUGUUGUUUUAGACAAUGAACAGAAAGUUUACCAGAGAAUACAUCACGAGGUAAGCACGCGAUAUCCGCAUGAGUUUAAAAAAAAAAAAAAAAAGUCAGAAAAUGCAUUUAUUCCUUUCACUGUCACGUAUGUAAAUCCUUUAAUUUAAGCUAAUAAACGUUGGCUUUAAAGCACUAUUUUUCUUCUUCAACUUAGAAACACCAGAUGUUUAUAAUUGUUAUAAUAGUCAUUGUUUAUAAUGGUUUGUUAAUGGUUUGAUCUUUACUACUUUAAAAGGUUACUCUAAUUGAUUUGAAGUGGUCAUGGUGCUUGGAAUCUCUUUGCACAGUUUCAAUCUCUGCACAUACAGAGAUGAGGACCAUUGUUGCUGGCAGUGUCAUUAACCAUCUCGGAAAGAGUGCACUGGGCUGAAUAAUGUUAAAUUUGACUGACUGUCAGCAUGCUGGCUGCUGCAGAUUAUCAGUGUUGGUCUGGUCCACCCUCUCUGUGUUGCCAAAGUCCUCCCCUCCACCCGUCCACUGUGACAGCCCUCUUCCUGCAGUGUUGGGAAGAGAUCCGAAUAGAUGAGGAUUGUGUGGCAGUGGUAUCGCAAGAAGGAUUUUUUUAUUUUAUUUAUUUUUUACUCAAACAGUUUGUGGAUUUUUUUUCUUCUGUUUCUGUUUAUUGAAUAAUGUUUUAAAUAUUUCUUAAUCUUAUUGGUGGCAGAAGAUACAAGGCAUUUAAAUAAAGUAAUGUGGCAGAUAGUAUUUUUUUCCUGUGUCUGCGUCAGGGCCAAGAGUUGUGAAAUGGAAUUAUUUUCUUCCCACCCGUAUUUCCCUGCAUAUGCCAUCUGGAGAGUUCUUGUUUCACCAUUGUGAAACGACAUGUUGUUAGCAGAAUUUCUGGGCCUGUACUACAAAGCAAUCAUCAAUGCCAGCAGCUUUCACUCCUUUUAAAAACCUUGUCUGUUCUUCCUUGUGUAACCCCACCUCUUCUGAAAAUGUCAGUAUAACCUCUUUAUGACAUGUAUUGUGGGAUUUGCUUAACCUCUUGCCAUAAUACAGGUAACAGUUAUUGUACUUAUAUUUAUCCAUAUGUAAUGAAUGUAAAAUUGUUUGCACCCUACUAGAGGUGUGUUCUCAGACAAAUGUAAACGUUACUGUUUCUUGGAAAGGGAAAUUGUUUAUAUUGUCCAAAUAAAGGGGCAGCAUUUGUGCAGCAAAACUACUACAUUAAGAUGUAAUGCUUUUGGUACUUAGUGUUUAAUAUGAAUGCUGUAGGACUAAUGCAAUGAAAGUUGUUUUUUGUAAAAUGGAUUACAGUUGACAAUUUUAUUUUUUUGUUCUAGAAAUGAAAACCUACAAUAAAAUUAAAUGUCUUCUACUCUAAAAACAAAAAAAAAAACUGUAUAAAGAGAGGAAUAUCGCAAGACCUUAAUUUCAGGCAUCUAAUGUAUUUGGUCACAUGUUAAGUGGUUGGAGUUGUUUCCUGUUGGUAAUCCAUUAUGUGGGUUUUACUUGAAAUUGUGCAAUUUUUGAUGGGAUGAGUAAUAUAGUGUGUAUAUAUAGCACACAUACUUGUGUUACCUACGUUUUAAUGAAGGACAAUGGCCAUUCUAGAUGUUUCCAAAACACACUACCUUAUGUUUUAUUUUUUUAUAUAAAUAUAAUACAAGGAUAUUAUAUACGGACUUUUACAUUUUUCACACCUCUUCUUAACCUGAAGUUGGGUUUAUUUAAACAUGUAUCUGAUUCUUUAUAAUUUUUUUUUUUUUUUUCAGGAAUCUGAAAUGGAGACAGAAGAGGAGGUGGACAUUUUGAUGAGUAGUGACAUUUAUUCGGCCACAUUAUCUACUAAAUCGAUUACCUUUACAAGGGCCCAAACUGGAUGGCUUUUCAGAGAGGAUAAAACGGUAUGUUCCAGUCAGUGGCAGAGUAUUUUUUGCUACUGCGAAGCUCCUCCAACUCCAUGGUCUCUUGGAAUGUUCAGAUUAGAAGUAUGAACAAGAACCCUCUUAUCGCUUGGCCUCUGAUUUAAAAGUUAAUAACAAUGACAUUAGAAGACCCAUACAUUACUGCCUCUGAUAUGAGAAACAGUUAAGUGUUCUUCACCUUUAUGUGUAUGAGGAGGGGAGUAAGACUUAUGAUCUCUUCUCAGUAAAUCAGUUGGCCUGUCUGUUGGUACGCAAGCUGUUUUUAGAACUUUAAGUACUUCGUGCACAUUCCCUGAUUUUCGUUUGGGCCAGUGGCUGACUGGAUAAUUUUGACACUCUCAAUUGCUGGUACCCUGCUCUGUUAUUUAAUUAUUGAUGGGCCACAGGCAUAAGCCGUUCCUUGCCUGUUAAUAAGUUGUUGCUUUCAAACUGCACUGAGGAUAAACACAGACAAUGGGAUGUCUGUGGCACACAAACCCCAUGGAGGGUCCCACAUGUUGAGAUCUGGUGCAAAGGUAAAAACUGAUGUUAAUAAAGGCAAGUGGCAAGGAGGGUAGGCGUAUAAUCAUUAAGAUAUAAGGGGCAGAGAAAACAGAUUUAAAAAAAAAAAAAAGACACUGCCAUUUUAAAGUGGCUCUGCCACCGCAAUAUUAACUAUGAAUAUUUCAGAAAGGUAGCAUCUCUGAAAAACCCAUGCUGACUGCAUUUGGAAUUAAAUAUGAGUAUAAUAAAUAUGCAUUAAAUAUCAGUAGAUCAUAAGACAAUGUAGGGACUAUGGCCAGGUUGACAAAAGGCAGAGAGUCAGUUUUUUUCAGCUGUCGCUCGUGACGGCUUUUCGUAAUAGAGCAUCUUCUUGUGGACUGCUACUUUAAAAUGUAAAACUUUCACCACUUUAAAAAAAAAAAAAAAUUAAUCUGUAAAAAAUAAAUAAAAAAAAUGAGCACAUUCAUAGUUAUAUACUCAAAUCUUCACUGCACACCUUGUACUGACUGAUGAUGUAGAAUUUGUAUCUCUUGUUUAUUUGCCAAUGUAGUGGUUUAUACUCUUAUUUCUUUAUAUUAUUUCAAGGAGCGAGUGGGAAAUUUCCUUGCAGAUUUUUAUUUGGUAAAUGGGCUUAUACUGGAGUCUCGGAAAAGAAGAGAACAUCUCAGUGAAGAAGACAUACUCCGCAAUAAAGCCAUCAUGGAGAGUUUAAGUAAAGGGGGAAAUUUAAUGGAGCAAAACUUUGAGGUACGUUUAAAAGUUCAAACACCAAAUGAACUGGCAGCAUUAAAGAGUGGCCAGAUAGUGCAAAUAAUAAAUGGCUAGUGAUCAGAGUAUAAUUUAUGUAUAGAGAUGGCUUGCUGGGGAAGAAGACAGACCUCAAGACAUGUUGAGAGAGUAUCUAAUUGGGAGGCGUGCCUUUAGGCUGCUGGUGAAGUGUUGGAAUGACUAAAUAUAUGUUAGACACAUGGAGAUGUUUAUGGAAUCUUGUGGGGUGGGGGGCACUCCUAUAUAUGGUUAGUGAAUGAGCGGUUUGGUUGCAUAACACUGCUUGCUAGGGAGGUAUGAAAAAGGUUCUAAGCCAAAUCUGAUUGCUAUUCUUGUUUAUGCGUUUUACAAUGCAGCCUGUGCGGAGACAAUCGCUCACACCUCCUCCUCCUAACACAAUCACUUGGGAAGAGUAUACAGCUGCUGAAAAUGGAAAGUAUGUAUAGAUAGUUAUGUUUUUACUUCUAUUUUGUUGACUCCUUCAUGACAACAUUUUUACAAAAUGCCUUGUGUUUGUGACUGGGGCAUUCUUGACACCUGUAACACUUCAAUUCUAUUUAGAUGCACUUUUACAUAUUGUAUGUAUUAACAAAUUGGAAAUGCACUUUUUACCCCAAAGUGUGUGUGUGUUUUUUUUUUUUUUUUUUCUCGUUUGCUUCUACAAAAUUAUUGCAGCUGAAAGGUACACGAUAAGCACUAGAACAACUUUAGCUUAUUGGAGUGGUUUUGAUGUAUAGAUCCUGCCCUGGCAGUCUCAGUUCUCUGCCAUUUACAAUUCAGAUCACUUUGUUUAUGAAGCCCUAGUCACACCUUCCAUUCAUGUGACCCACACAUUUCCUGUGUAGAGAUAAAAUUUAAACAUUUUUUAUUGCACAGUCCAUUUAAUUUAGAAUUUCUCGUCUCCAGCUCUGUUAAUAGCCUGCUAGAGCCUACUGGACCCUGCUGUUCAAUUAACAUUAGCCUGACAUAAAAAAGUCUAAAAUAAACACACUGUACUGAUUCGGAAAUGAAACCAUUUUUUUUUUUUCAUGCAGGCUGUCUCAGUCACAGCAUGGGGAAGUGUGACUAGGGCUGCAAAAACCGUGAUUUAGCUCCUAAAUGGCAGAGAAUUGAGCAGUGAGACUGCAGUUGCAUGACUUUUACACCCAAACUGCCUCAUUAAGCUUAAGUUGUUUUGGUGUUUAGAGUAUUCCUUUCAGCAAAUCUUAGGUUUGUUUGUGUUUUUAUUUUAAUUAUUCCUGGUUGUCAAAUGCCUCAUAUUUAUUAGUUUGAAGUUAUUGGGCAAAUAUUGCAAGGUGUGUAUUGAUUUAAAAUCCAAAAACUUGCUGUUUGGUGUGCGGAGGCUGCAACAUUAAUAAGUCAUAUUAAUCCAGAACUGCAAAACAAAUAUAUGUAGAAUGUAGACUAGCCCAUUAGGGCUCUUGCCUAAAAAUAACUUUGAAUGCAUUGCAUUAGAUACUUCUGCCAAUCUAAUGUUUAUAUUUAAUCAUUUGUGUUCUUCACAAGUGUUUCAUUUUCAUGAGGUAUUUUCACAGACAUGUCAAAUAUAGUUUUCACUGAUUCACUAACUGGGCCUGUCACUUUUGGGAUUGAAUAGUGACCACCCAACAUGGCGUAGCAUUUGUAAAAGAAAUGUUGAGCUGUGUAUAAUGGUGUAUUUUGAAUCUUAACACUUGGCCAUUUCAUCCCCAUUUUCUACCUAAUUUAAGGGUCUUCACAUGUUGAACUUUAGCUGUUAAUUUCACAGGCCUAGUGUGUUUUAUUUCAAAGACCCCAUAUGUUUGUUCUGUUGCUUCUCUUGAGAACAGCAAUACCCCAGAUGUAUACCUUUUGCUAGAUGUUUUUGAACUCUUAUAGGGUAAAAUUGGAGACCUAUCAUUUUGUCAUGACUGCUUGCUUUACUGAUAAGCUAUUUAUUGAAGUGUCCCUAUAUGUGUCACCUUAUAGACCAGCAUCACACUUUGACACAAUUAAGCGUAACCCCAUGUAUGCUGAUUAUGGCAUUGUACCGGAACUCUGCAUCGGUAAGCGGUACAGUGUGCCAUCACACAGGUUUUAAGUUAUUUGUUUUAAUCAGCCUAAAUUCAUAGAACAAAAGCAAAUAACAUUACCUGUGCACUAUCCCAAAUUCUUUUGCACAUUUAAAUAGCAUAAGGUUUUUAGUACCACUCCAAUGGCCAUUAAAUUGCUAGCUCACAUUAAAUUCCUGUUAGUUAAAAAUGUCUUUCUCGGCUAGCAUGAUAAUAUAUCUAUCUAUAUUAAACAAACAAGAAGAAGAAUCAUGGUAUGAAAUUGAGACCGAAUCUUGCCACCUAAGGGAUUUGUUCUCUUCUAUGGCAAUCAAAGGACUCAAAUAUAUUAAUGGCCAGAGAAUCUAGCACUGUUUUGGAUCAUCUUAUCGGUUUCUGUAUUAGAUUAAAAAAUAAAUGUGGUAUAUUGAACCAGAUUCCAGAAUAUAUUUAGUUUCUUUGGAACAUUAUAUUAUGGACUUGGGCUUGAAGGGGUGGAGGCAGAGGGACAUCAUAAAAAUAGAGCAAAUUUUAAUAGCAGGAAAAUUAAAACCUUUUCCACUGAUUGUUCAAGAAUACCAAAUUUCAGAAUCAGAGAUAUUUAAUUAUCUAAGAUUUAAAAAAAUUAUAUAGCGUCCAAUUUACUGAAAGACAAACCGGAUAUAACAGACAAACUUUUCAAUAUUAUAAAUUCUGAUUUAACGUCUAAAGUUUUGUCUAAAGGUAUGGAUCUGUCUAAAUACGAUGGAAAUAUUACAAACAAAUUUCCAAAUGUGGCAAAAAGACAUAAAUUGUACUAUAAAUAUGAAAGAAGGGUGUGUGAGGCAUGGAUAAAGGUUAAAGUAAUGCACUGUAUAAACUGGGCAGAAAUACAAUUCAAAGUAAUACGUAGGUGGUAUUUAAAAAAAAAAAAAAAAAAAAUUAAAAAAAAAAAAAUGUACCCCCAACACUCACCACUGUGUUGGAGGUGUAACCAGGUCAAUAGAACAUAUAUUCACAUAUGGUGGAGCUGUGAUAAAAUUAACACUUUUUAUAAAAAAAAAAUUUAGAUUUGAAUUUUACUCCAGAAAUAGCUAUUUUGUAUCUGAAUUGGCCAAAACUAAACAAGCUAUGUGUUUUUCAUUAUACAGUGGUUGUAAAGAUUGUAAUUAUGCGUAGUUUGAAAAAUCCUCUAGCUCCAAUAUGGACAAAUAUACAUAAACCGUUACUAUACCAAAUUAAAAUUGAACUGAACAUCAGCAAAACCCUAGGAUGUAGAUCCAAAAUAUGGGAAGAAUGGGCAAAUAAACUUGAUAUAGAAAAUAUUAAUCAACCCUUAACUUUGACUUUAAAAAAAAAUAAAAAAAUAAAUCUUAAAAUAGAUGAAGAAUUUAAUGGUUCUAAUCACAACUCCCCGGGAUGCUCCUCCUAGUCAACAGAUUGAUUUAAUCUUAAAUGUAAAGUCAAUUAAAAAAGGCCCGGAUACAGCACUGUUACAUUUAAAUUGGAAACUUUCUUCCACUUCUUCUAAGUGCCUCGUAAACCAUUGCUUCUUGGCAGUAAAAAUAAUAAUAGCAAGACAAUGGAAGUCGCAUCUUCCUUUCUUGAGGAGUCAGCUUGUUAAUCAAGUUUUUUAUUCCAACUCCAAAUGGAAAAAGAUUUACCAGUCUCCUCUAUACUUCUUAUAAAGAAACAAGACAAAUACAUUAAUUGGAUUCGAAUUUUGGAAAAUAAAUAAAUUAUUUCUUCUUUCCUUAGAUUUCGAUAGAUAAUCUCACUACAGUGAUAUUUCUCUUCCCAUGAUGUUUAGACUGACCAUAGCCCAUAUUUAUUCUUAUUUUUGACAACAGUUCUACAAAUUAAAAUUUAUCUUUUUAUUAAGAUAUCCUUAGCUGUUUAGCUUGGGAAUUACCUUAUACUUAAGAUUAGAACAGUUGUAACAAUGUAAAUUAUAUGUUUGUUAUUGUCACACUUGUUUUUGUCUUGUAUGUAAAUUUCACUAUUUUGUCAUAUGUACGAUAAAAUGAGAAAAAAUAAAAAUAAAAAAUAAUCUUAAAUGUAAAGUCCUGUAUUUUAGUUUAAUGUGUAUAUUGCACUGUGUAAUAAUUUAUGUGCAAGUCAUUAAUAUUUCUCUUAUGGAGGUUAUUAUAGAUUUGUCGAUGGUCAAACUAGUUAACAGUGGUUAAUGUAGUUUUAAAUUUUCUCAGAUAUCAAUUCCUGAAUAAGAGGAACAUAAAACAGAGAUUAUAUAUAAAGAAAGAGGAAAGAGAAGGAAAAAUGGGGAAAAAAGAGAAGAGUGUGUGUGUGUGUGUGUAUGUGUGUAUAUGUGUGUGUGUGUGUGUAUAUGUGUGUGUGUGUAUAUGUGUGUGUGUGUGUAUGUAUGUAUAUAUAUAUAUAUAUAUAUAUAUAUAAAUUUUUUUUUUUAUUGUAACACAAUUAAUUAUGAAAACAGGCUUAAUAUGUUUUUAAUAAGAAAUAGUGUAAUAUUGUGUGUCUUGUUAGUGGAUUUUUUUUUGUCUAUGAUUAAAACCCAAUAAAGAAUAUAUAAUACAAAAAAAAUAAAAAAUUGCCAGAUCACCUGCUAAAGUCAAGGCAAACCUCUUGGGUGAGUCCUGCACCAACAAUUCACCUUGCUGCUCUCAGCUAACUAAAAUGCAAACUCUCUAAGACCAAAAGGGGUAUUGAUAUGAACUACACACUUACUAACCAUUUAUAGGGUACACAUGGACUGUGUAACACAGAAGCAAAUACAAACACAAAAUUAAAGGAAAAGUAUAGUCAUCAGAUCAACUACAGCUUAAUGUAGUUGUUCUGGCGAGUAUAGCAUGUCCCUGCAGGCUUUAUGCAGUAAACACUGUAUUUUCAGAGUAAAGGCAGUGUUUACAUUACAGCCUAGGGACACCGCCAGUGGCCACUCAUCAGAUGUCUACUAGAGGUGCUGCACAGUGUGUAGCACUGACAUUUAGUGUCUCUGCUGUCUGCAUGGAGACACUGAACUUUCCUCAGAGAUGCAUUGAUUUAAUGCAUCUCUAUGAAGAGAUGCUAAUUGGCCAGGGUGAGGUUUGGCUCUGCCUCCUUGGCUGCGGUAAUCAGAAUUGACCAUUUCCGCCAAUACUUUCCUGUGCGAAAGCAUUGUGAUUGACUGAGAUCACUUCUGAUGUCAGCCAAGGAGGCAGUUCGGGGGCAGAGUCGGCAUCAGCAAAAUGGAGUAAAGGUAAGAUUUUACUAUAAUCAGGGGUGCCCGGGUGCUUCAUAGUGUUUUAAACACUAUAGGGUCAGAAAUACAUGUUUGGGUUCCUUUUAAGACCUGCGCUCUAACUCCCACUACUCCUGUGUUUGUGUUUCCUGCUGUAUUACAUAGCUAUGUUACAAUACUCCAUGUGCAUCCUGUUAAAGGUUAAUAUGUGCAUAGGGAAUUUAUGUUAAUACCCCUUUCUGUCUCAGAGAUUUUGCCCUUCAACUAAAAGCAUCAUGGAGAAUUGUUGGUGUAGGACUCUAAAAGUUUUUUUUACCUUAAAGGGACUCUCCAAUGCCAGGAAAACAAACCCGUUCCUGCAGUGCCCCCAUCCCAUGUUGCUGAAGGGGUUAAACCCUUUCAGUGACUUACCUGAAUCCAACGCUGAUGUCCUCUGUGCUGGGUCAGGCUCCUCCCCGCCAACAUCAGCCGUCGGGGGAGUCCUAAUGCGCAUGCGUGGCUAUGGCCGCGUGCAUUAGACCUCCCCAUAGGAAAGCAUUAUUAAAUGCUUUCCUACGGGGAUUCUUGUGACUCUGAAGUUCCUCAUACAUAGCGUGAGGACGUCCAGUUUCAUUAAAAAUACUUUUCGUGUUCUAAGAAGCCGGAAGUCCCUCUAGUGGCUGUCUGCUAGACAGCCACUAGAGGAGGACUUAAUCCUGCAAGGAAAUUUAUUGCAGUUUAUAAAAACUGCAAUAAUUACACUUGCAGGGUUAAGGGUGAUGGGAGUUGGAACCCAGACCACUCCAAUGUGCAGAAGGGGUCUGAGUGCCUGGAGUGUCCCUUUAACUUGGCAGGUUAGCUUGCACUUAUGGCCACUGGAGUGGUGUGAAAAAACAACAAAGCUUGGUGGUUUAAAUAUGCAUAGGGAUCGUGCACAGGUAACUAUUUUUUUUCAUCUAUUCUCCAGUUAUAACAUGGAGCAGUUUGUGUAAUUGCCAUCAUAGAAAAUAAGUCCGAAGCUUUUGAGGGCCAGUAGAAAUGCGUGUUUCAACAUACCAUAAAUGCAGUUUAUAUUUUAUCUUAUCGUUCUUUGUCUAUUAGAGCUCCACACCUUGGAAGAGAACUUGUUUGUAAAGAAAACAAGAAAAACUUCAAAGCAACCAUAGCUAUGAGUCAGGAUUUCCCUCUAGGGAUUGAAUCGUAAGUUUCUAUGUGUGUCUGCACAUGUCUCCUCUGUGGGUCAGCAGCAAAAAAAAGCCUACUGCAUAAUGAUACAAGUUUUAUUAUGUAUUGUAUAAUAUUGGCUUAUGGUAUCUUACAAAUGUAUCUGAACAUAAUACAGGAAUUUUGUUUAUAUAAAUUACAUUUUCAUCUCCUUUAAAUUGUUUCCGUAGAACAGAUUUUAGGAAUGAUUUACUUUUUCCAUCAUGAUGUCUACGUUCCAUAAUUGAAUACGUAAUAAUUAAAGACAUUGGAAGUUUUUAUCUUUUUUUUUUUUUUGUAAAAAUUUUUUGUUGUUCAACAGACUGCUGAAUGUCUUAGAAGUAAUUGCACCUUUCAAGCACUUUAAUAAGCUCCGAGAAUUCGUUCAGAUGAAGCUUCCUCCAGGAUUUCCUGUUAAGCUUGGUAAGUAUGGAGGAUCCAUUCAGUACUGUCUUUUACUGCACUAAUAACAGGAUUGGAACAUUUUAGCUAUAAAGAAAGGUUAACUAAUUUAAACCUCUUUAGUUUAGAAAAACAUUGCCUCAGAGGGGAUAUAAUAACAUUAUACAAAUAUAUCCGGGGCCAAUAAAAACAUCUGUGCGGAAAUCUAGUCACAAAGAGGACUUUACAUAGGACACAAGGUCAUGUGUUUACACUGGAAGAAAGAAGAUUGAGUCUAAGGCAAAGGAACGUUUUUUUUUUUUGGUUUUUUUUUUCAUAAUAAUGAGGAUAUGGAAUUCUCUGCCUGAAGAAGUUGUUUUAUCAGAGUCUGUACAGAUGUUAUACAUAAACUAGAUGCAUAAUUAGAGUAUCUCUUACAAAGAUUUGUAUCGAGAGAUAGAGGGAAAAAGACCAAACAAAGAGAAGCUCUAAAACUGGAUAAAUAUACAUAGUACAUGGAGCUGGCUGCCCUAAGCAAUGAAUAGAAUGUAUCGCCAAAAAAUUGGUUAAAAAGUAUCAAAAAUUUAUUGUUACUAUGCUCUAUGUACUGGCUUUUUGCCCAACUAUAGACAUUUUUCUAUCACACCGUGUUAGGUGAUAGUUAAUUUAUUUAUUUAAUUUUUCAACCUGUGUAGCUUUCAUCCAAAACUAGUGAGUGAAAGUAUAUAAUUUGGCACAUAUUACUCUUUUUCCAGAAUUCUGUUUUCUGGGUUAUGAGAUAAUUCUGCCAUACAUAUAUGGUUUGUUUAUACACACAUAUUUGAAUUUUCAUAUUAAUUUGAUUUCCUGCAACAAUAUUAUAUUUUGCACAAUAAUCCUCUAACAUUCACCAGCUCCUGGAUCUUUUACUGCUACACCUCCUGUGCAGCAGAUCCUAUUUAUAAACUAGAUGCAUACUUGCAAAGCCAGAAUAUUCAAUGAUAUAAUUUUUCAACCGUACUGUUAAUGGCUUCUUGAUCCAAGCAUAAAUCUGACUGCCAUUCUGUGGUCAAUUUUUUUCCCUAGUUUGUUGCAAAAUGUAAGUGCUUCAAACUGUUUUUUUUUUUUUUGCCUUCUUUUGGAUCAACCGCAAAAAACAAAUGUGAGGAAGGUUGAAUUUGAUGGACACAUGUCUCUCUUUUCAGCCUAUGUAACUAUGUAAUUGGGUACAUGUUGUUUAUUUUUCUAUAGUACUCCUUUAUGUUCUGUUGUUUUCCUCAGAUAUACCAGUUUUUCCAACAAUCACCGCUACUGUAACAUUUCAAGAGUUCCGCUAUGGAGAAUUUGAUGAAUCAAUUUUUAAGAUACCAGAUGACUAUAAAGAAGAUCCAAGUCGGUUUCCGGACCUAUAACUGCUUUGAUCUUCUUGCUCUUUUUUUUUUUUCCCUCUCCUUCCCAAUGCUCUAAGGUGGACAUCUGCAUAUAAUAGUAAUUUCCCAAGGUUAUACAAAUAUUACUUUUAUUUUCUUGAAGAUCUGUGGUGCAGCUUGUUCAAGAUUCAGCAUUUCCAAGAUUGCUCUAGUUUGAGCAGUUGGACAAGUCCUAAUCUGACUGUGAAAUUGUAGAUACAUAUACCUUUCAUACUUUCCAUGUGUACGAGACUUCAUGAUAUGCUAUCUCCCAUCUUCUUCUCCCCCCCUCCCCACCCCCUCAGGUUUGGUAUUCAUCUACUUAAGAAUGCCACACAAUCAUUGUUCAUAUCCUUAGAUUAGUGCUUGAAUUAAGUCCCUAGGAAAUCACAUAUAUUCACCACACAAUUCAAGAUAAACUUUUUAAUAGUUACCCCUGAUCUUCUUUGCCCAUUUUGUAAAUUAUACAGUAUGUAAAAUGUAUAGUUUCUUGUUUGCUGGAUUAUAUUUAAAGUAGAAGGAAUGACCUUUAAUAAACCAAAAGUUUCAGUUAUUGCUCUAAAUGUUGCAAGCCCUGUAAGAGAUCUCCCAAAACACACACAGCGCUGCAGAGUACUAGGAUUGUGGGGCUUACAUUUGUUUUUUUUAAUGAGUAGUGGUUUUUUUUCUUUUCUUCUGCAAGUAAACCGUGGUCUUGGUAAAUACUUUUCUUUUUGUAAACUUUUCUAUUCUGUUCUUUUUUUUUUUUUUGUACCAUAGCUAUCCAGAUAAUCCUAUAUUUAGAAAUAACUUAGGCUAUGCCUUGGUGUCUUGAGACUGUGUCUCUCUGUACCCAUUACAGUGGCAUUUGUAAUUAAGAACAUUAAAUUAAUACAGAGUUUAUCUUUAAAAUCCAGGUUGAUUUUAUUUUUAUUUUUUACUUUAUUACACAGUUGCCCUUAUUUAAGGGUUUGCAAUGGUGUUUGUUACAGAACACACCUUCAAUAAAAGAUUGUUUUAGUAAUAUUGUCAUUUAUCUGUAUAAAUCUAUAUAUGGGGAAAUUUGUACCUAUGUUUGUAUUCGGCAUGAUUUUGUCCCUGGACCACACCCCUUUCUCUCACUAUAUGUCUGUGAUUUAACUGAAUUGUGUUUCGGAGGCUGAGAAUGUUUUCAAGCUAAGAUUUUGUACAUAAGACAAAUAUGUGAAAAAACUUUUUAAACCAGAAAGGCGACUAAACCACAGACUGUUUUGUUUUUUUGUUUUUUUUCGUGAUGUAAAAGAAAAUCCACUCGCCAGCACUGGUACACUUUGUAAAGCAGUAUGCGCGGUAAUGGCGCAUCUUUGUCUGUGCUGGCGCAGUCCUUUUUUUUUUUUUUUUAGGUUUCACUUAUGAGACCUUUCCAAGCUGGAAAUGUAAUGUCACUUUUAUUUCCUUUGUAUGUGUGUGUUUACAAUGUACCUGGGUAAUCAGAAAUUAAUAUUCAGGCAACUCUCUUCUGUCAGGUCUUCCAAACACUUUUUACCUAAAGGGAUAAUAAUGGGAAUAAUUCAUACUUCUCCCUGCAUUGAAGAACAUGUGAUUUCAAAUCACUACCGUUGUAUAGGUCUUUUAAUAAAAGUGUCAUUUUAGUUUUUUUUUUUUUUUUUUAACUAGUAAGCAAGAUCAAAUACUAUUUCUUGCAGGAACUGCACCCAGUACUGGUUUCAUUAAACAAAAAUCUGUUUUAAAUAA